Molecule: messenger RNA, 2021 nt
Organism: Lepus europaeus (European hare)
Lineage: Eukaryota; Metazoa; Chordata; Mammalia; Lagomorpha; Leporidae
Product: ubiquitin-conjugating enzyme E2 variant 2-like
Exons: 1
Coding region: 18-455 (145 amino acids)
Biological process (GO): protein K63-linked ubiquitination; DNA damage tolerance
Cellular component (GO): nucleus
Source: RefSeq, a predicted model, not a curated record
UCGGGCUGCAGGAGAAGAUGGCGGUCUCCAUAGGAGUUAAAGUUCCUCGUAAUUUUCGCUUGUUGGAAGAACUUGAAGAAGGACAAAAAGGAGUAGGCGAUGGUACAGUUAGCUGGGGCCUUGAAGAUGAUAAAGAUAUGACACUUACAAGGUGGACAGGCAUGAUUAUUGGGCCACCAAGGACAAAUUAUGAGAACAGAAUAUAUAGUCUGAAAGUAGAAUGUGGACCUAAAUACCCAGAAGCUCCUCCAUCAGUUAGAUUUGUAACAAAAAUUAAUAUGAAUGGGAUAAAUAAUUCCAGUGGAAUGGUGGAUGCACGGAGCAUACCAGUAUUAGCAAAAUGGCAAAAUUCAUAUAGCAUUAAAGUUGUACUUCAAGAGCUAAGACGUCUAAUGAUGUCCAAAGAAAAUAUGAAGCUUCCACAGCCACCAGAAGGACAAACAUACAACAAUUAAUUUUAAUGGAUCUCAAACUUGUCUUAAAUCAACAACCUUCUACUCAUAUUAAUGUCUUGAUUAAAUAUCACAAUGCAGAAUACCCACACAUUCAGUAAAGAAUUCCAGCUGGUAUAUGUGACCCGGACAUUUGUAAUAUAUUUAAUAUAUGUACACCCAUUAUGUUUUCAGGUAACGGGAGGAAAAAUGCAGCACAAUUUUUCUUUCUCUUGUUGAGGCACUGUCAUUUAAACAUAAACCUGGAGUGCUCCAAGUAGGAUUCGGGUUUACAAGACGCAAGCGUGGCGAGACGUGUGAGAUGGCAGUGGAAACGUGUGUUUCUGAAAAGUAAAAAUCCCAAGAAGGACAAACAGAAAUGGCAUGCUUUAUCCAUCUUGCUUAGUGAAAGAGCUGCAGUUGAAAUUGUUUAAAGUAGCAGGUACAAUGAAUAUUGUCACAAAUUGUGUUAAAUUUUAAAGCGGUGUGGGUGCUGACUACUAGUAGUAUAAAAAUAUGUUCAGGAUUGUUUUGAUACCUGUAUUUAUAAUAAAAAAAAUGUUGGGGGGGUCGAUGAAUUUCUGUUAAAAGCUGUUCCUGUGUGUUACAUGUAACAGACAUGGUAAAUAUUUGUUUACAUUCUUUGUUUUAACAAACCAUGCAUUUAAGUUCAAGUGAAGUCAACAAAAAAAGAAAAUAGGUGUAUGGAUAUGUGAUUUUGAAAUUAAAGUUAGUCAUAAAAUGUAAAUAAAAUGUGGAAAGUGUCCUCGGAGACUGUGCCAUUUCUAUUAUGUUGAUACAAUUUGUGUACAGUACCUUGCCAAGGUAGCACACAAAUUGGAAUUACUGUAGUUUUUCAUCUGUAAGCACCUUUUAGUAUAAUUCUGCUUUGUAUACUUGUGAAUUGGAAUUUGCAGAGUAUUUCACAGAACAAAUUACCUGAUUUGUUUAACUGCCUUGGACAAGGAAGAAUCCCAGAUGUUACAUUUUAAAUUUGAUCUCACCAGAAAUAAUAUUAAAAUGAUUUUUGAAUUUAAUAAUUCUUAACAGAAUUAUAGAUUGCAAAUUAUUCACAGAUACAUGCUGUUUUACUUUGUAACAUCUUUUGUCUUUAUUUUUUCCCUGAAAAAUUUUGGUUAAUAGAUUGAACAAAUUGGAGACAUUUCCUUCUCCAGUUAAUGCUUUUAACGCUGAUGAGGACUAGUUUUAUCCACCCACAUUCCAUUAUAACAAACAUGUAAACUCUGAAGUUGAAAAUCCAUUUAUGUUCUCUUCAGUGACCUGAGGCUUUAGGUCACUGUUCACUUCAAAGCACUGAGUGUACUGCUUUGUUGAAAAUGCUGUUUUCUUAUGUAUUCAUUGAAGAAAAGAAAAGUGGUCAGGUAAACUCACCUUUCAUUUUGGUUGGCUUAAUAAUUUUACUCAACCUUCUCCCCAGUCUACAUAGGCAAACCAGAAUUAUGAAUGUCAAAAGUCAAAUUAGAUAUUUAAUCAACCUGGACAUAUAUUAAAAUAUUUUCUUACUUUUAUAGUACAACAAAGACAAAUUUCUCAUGCACGCCCUACGUGUCUGUGUUAUGCUCAUUCACA